AUGACGGGCUAUUAUGAUAGGUUGAAAACCCCUCUUUCAAUUCACUUCUUUCAAUCUCGUCAUUCCCCCGUUUCAUUUCUUCCCGUCCCGCACAAAAGAUCUACCGCUUCCCCAUUUCAUUUCUUCCAAUCCCACACAGCAUUAUUACAACUUUUCUUUCUCGUCCCCUCUUCCAAUCCCGCACAACAUUUUUUCUCUCAUCCCAGGGCACAAACACACCUACACAUCUGGAAACCCUACACGUCUCGAAGGCUUGACGACGCGCACACUCAUCGAAGCCUCAACGCCGUCGACGACACGCCUCCACGUCGUCUCCUGGUGGCCGCCGAGGAAUGCGAGCUUCCGGUCAUCUAUCUCAACCGCUUAGAGGACAGUGACGAGACUGUGAAGGAAGAGUACAAGCCGCACAUUGCUAGGGCUUCACAGGAGUGGGGUUUCUUCCAGGUGGUCUCUCUCAAGUAUGUCUCUUCACUCACUACUCACAGGAGUAGGGUUUCUAUAACGCAACAACUACCAACUGAAUCAGAGAGGAGCAUUAGUUGUGACUGCAGUUUCGAAGAGAGUCAUGUUGUGAAGAUGACUCUCAAGCGACUUAGUAUACCUGGCACACUCCCACCUCAACUGGCCAAACUACCUUUUCUCCAAGAAGUGGAUUUUGCUUACAAUUUCUUCAUCGGUUCAAUUCCAGAGGGGGCUUCAAUGAAAUUAGCUUUGAUAAGUAUUGACACAAUGAAUGAAACAGUUUGGCAUUGCUUCUGUUAGUUACCUAACAGGUAAUGUGCUUAGUGGCAACAUACCGAAUUCAGUCUUAAAGGAUGGAAGUAGCAUUAUGCGGGUGAGCUUUAUCUUCUAGCCAUUGAUCAAGGUUACAUUAAUCAGCCAGAUCUGGUCUGGGAAAAACUGAAUGAGGUCAAUGGUGAUUCAUUGUUUAUGACCAGUAAUUUCAAGGAAUUCAAGGUAGAAAAUCAUGAAAAUAGCACAUGGGAUGAAAAAAAUGCCUUGACCAGCACUACUAUCUUUAAUGAUUGAUUCCAAUGGAAGCUCGAGACAUUGAAGACAUUAGAACUAAGUGGGCUUCUUUUAUUUUAAGUGUUAGUAAAUUGUACAAAAUUUACUACAAUGUAGUGUAGGUUAAUGUUAUAUUUGGAUUUAAUAUAUGGUUUGAUGUACAAAUUAUGUAUUAAAUAUUAUUAAACAAUUUAAUGUUUGAAAUGAAUUUCAUUAUGAUA
This is a messenger RNA of Vigna angularis (adzuki bean), 1229 nucleotides long. RefSeq lists its product as uncharacterized. The transcript is spliced from 8 exons. Lineage: Eukaryota; Viridiplantae; Streptophyta; Magnoliopsida; Fabales; Fabaceae. The coding region runs from base 1 to 762 and encodes 253 amino acids. The record is from RefSeq and is a predicted model, not a curated record.